Oryza sativa Japonica Group (Japanese rice) is the source of this 1509-nucleotide messenger RNA. RefSeq lists its product as uncharacterized. NCBI's taxonomy places the organism in Eukaryota, Viridiplantae, Streptophyta, Magnoliopsida, Poales, Poaceae. The record is from RefSeq and is a predicted model, not a curated record.
AAACGGUAAACCCACAAACACAACCAUCCCCUCCUUACUUCUGCCCCCAUCCCAAACCCUACCGCCUCCAGAUCCCACCCUCUCGCCACCGCGACGCUUGCCGGAGGUUCGGUUCCAGCCAUGCGGAUCCGGAGGAACGCCUCCAGGGUGCUCGGGUCAGCCUACUUCACCACACAGUCGGAAGCAUCACGCGCAUAUAUGAGCAACCUCCCACCGACAUCGUCCGCGCCUGCGCCUGUUGCAUAUGGCGGCGGCGGCGGCGAUCUUGGUGGUCCUAUGGUCACUCCAGACGAUGCUUGCCAGCUAAGCCUGUCGCCAUGGGAUCUGCCAUAUGAGCUCGAAGAUCCUGAUCCCCUGGAGGCUCCGUUCGACAGGUACAUGGCGUGCAUCCCUUUUAGGGCAAGCUUUGUGUCCGACAGCGACAACAACGAUGAUGAUCAGAUGGAGGUGGACGAAGACAAGAGUUGGAAUCAGGUGGAGAAUGAGGAGGUGAAUGAUCAGCAGCAACCAGCUGACCACAAGGUGGACCAAAGUGGUGAUCCGGCAGCCAGAAAGAUGAAGGGGAAGAUGAACGAGAGCAGCAUGGUGGUGAUGGAGAUGCAAGAUGCUGACAAGCAGGCUGGUGUUUGGUACUGCAACAAGAAUGAUGGCAAGAAAUGGCACUGCCGAAACAUCGUCGACGGGCCCAAGACCCUGUGUGACUACCACCUAGCAAAGAGCCGCUCUUACUACACCCGCACUGGUGAGGCAGGUGCUGCAGCUAGUUCCAAGUCAGGCCGAGCAAAGGCACCAGCUAUUGCCAAGCCAAAGUCCAGUUCCAAACGAACUCCAGCAGGUGAGUCAAGUGCUCAAAACAACUCUAUUGCAGCAGCAGCAGCAGCAGCAGUGAGUGUGCUGCCAACCAUCUCCUCCCAGCCAUCCAAGAGGAAGGCAAGCAAUGGCUUAUUAGGUGGUGAUGCCUACUAUUUCUAUGAUAUGUUCGUCCCAUACCGCAAGAAGGAUCGUGGUGGUAGCAGCAGCAAACAGCAAGCCGGUGCUGAGGAGAAGGAGAUCCUGCCACAAGAUAAUGCCGUCGCCAUGGAAGAGAAAAUGGACGGCAAGAAACUGUACGAUGGUGUUUACAACUCGUCUGAUUACUCCUCGGACACUGCUAGCGACGACGAGAGCGACGAAGACUAUACCGUUGGUGGUGCCAGCAAGCGCCGUACCAAGAAAAGGAAAAUGAAGCUUUCAGUGAAGAAGGUGCAGUUCUCGAAGAUGACGAAGAAGCGUGUGAAAGAACGGUCGCUUAAGUCCCUGCUCUAAGAGUUCUAAUUCGAUCGGUUGUCUGUGGGACAGUUUCAGUUUAGCCGUGUUGUCGCUUAAUGGCAUAUCAUGUAUGGAUUUAAGACGUGUACCGUUUAAAUAAAUGUUUGAACCUUGUGAUGUUUAUCAGACAUAAUUUCGGGUUGUUAAAUUUAGUGAUGGUGGUCAAGGAAAUAAUACAAUCAAACUUUUGAUAUAAUUUAA